UUCCAACCUUCUAGUCGCAAAUACGAGAUAGCUCUUAUCAGGCAGAUUUUCAAUCAUCGGCAAGCUCGUUUUGCGACUCAAAGGCUCUAUCAUGCAACCUGGAAGGUCGGGGUGUGCCCAAUCAGGAAGGUUGUAUUCAGAUGUUGUGUUUCACACCGAGAUUCUGUUCUGCACGUGGCACUUACCAAACGGCAACAGAAGCUACUUUUAGGCUUAUAGCGAUUGUAUCUGCUAUCACUACUAUCUCUAUAUCUAGCAGUCAAUCACGGCCGGCAUGGAAAAGCGACACAGCGUACGUGGAAAUGCGAUGGAACCUAGCAUCCAUUCAAGGAUAUCCUACUUUGUCGUACCUCAAAACUCAUGGACUCUCAACUUACUCCAAUAUAUCUGACCUUAUCAUAACAGCCUUGAUGUUCAUGUUGCAGUCGUAGACUACAUGCUAGAGACGGGCGCAACGUCACCGGCGCAUCAAAUGUGGAAGGGGCUUGCGGUCAGAGAUAGCAUAUGGACACGCGACUCAAUUAUCACUGUAGGUUCAGCAGAGAGUUUCAAGGAUAAUUAAGCUCCUAUGGAGUACAGACGUGUACCUGACAACGAAGCGAAGCCACAUCCGCCCAUGCGGAAAAAAUCUCCAGCCACUUUGGUUUAC
This is a messenger RNA of Pseudovirgaria hyperparasitica, 649 nucleotides long. RefSeq lists its product as uncharacterized. The transcript has a single exon. The record is from RefSeq and is a predicted model, not a curated record. The coding region runs from base 141 to 431 and encodes 96 amino acids. NCBI's taxonomy places the organism in Eukaryota, Fungi, Ascomycota, Dothideomycetes, Acrospermales, Acrospermaceae.